GCACAACUGCGAGCUUUCAUCCCCGAGAUGCUGAAGUAUUCCACAGGUCGCGGGAAACCAGGCUGGGGCAAGGAAAGCUGCAAGCCCAUCUGGUGGCCUGAGGACAUCCCCUGGGCCAACGUCCGCAGCGACGUCCGCACAGAGGAACAGAAGCAGCGGGUGUCAUGGACCCAAGCGUUGCGGACCAUCGUGAAGAACUGCUACAAGCAGCACGGGCGUGAAGACCUGCUCUACGCCUUCGAGGACCAGCAGACACAGCAGCAGACCACCACCACACACAGUAUAGCGCAUCUGGUGCCGUCACAGACGGUGGUACAAACCUUCAGUAAUCCUGAUGGCACCGUGUCCCUCAUCCAG
Messenger RNA from Mesitornis unicolor (brown roatelo), 357 nucleotides. Its product is annotated as nuclear respiratory factor 1. Lineage: Eukaryota; Metazoa; Chordata; Aves; Mesitornithiformes; Mesitornithidae. The annotation marks the transcript as partial. The record is from RefSeq and is a predicted model, not a curated record. Gene Ontology annotation, molecular function: DNA-binding transcription factor activity, RNA polymerase II-specific; RNA polymerase II cis-regulatory region sequence-specific DNA binding. Gene Ontology annotation, cellular component: nucleus. Gene Ontology annotation, biological process: regulation of transcription by RNA polymerase II. The transcript is spliced from 2 exons.